Leptinotarsa decemlineata (Colorado potato beetle) is the source of this 3992-nucleotide messenger RNA. RefSeq names its product probable multidrug resistance-associated protein lethal(2)03659. The record is from RefSeq and is a predicted model, not a curated record. Gene Ontology annotation, molecular function: ATP binding; ABC-type transporter activity; ATP hydrolysis activity. NCBI's taxonomy places the organism in Eukaryota, Metazoa, Arthropoda, Insecta, Coleoptera, Chrysomelidae. Gene Ontology annotation, biological process: transmembrane transport. Gene Ontology annotation, cellular component: membrane.
ACAAUCGAUUUCGCGUUCUUUUUCGAAACAGUGCUGAUACAACUAUAUGCAGAAUGGAUCAUUGUGAGAAAGAGAAAAGAAAAGUUAAUCCAAGAGAAAGUGCCAAUAUUCUUUCCCUAAUCACUUUCUCAUAUGUGGUGGGCACAUUCAGAAAAGCUUUCAAACAUGAUCUCGAAGAAGAAGAUUUGUAUGAAGUUGUCGAAAUAUGUGGCUCGAAAAAAUGUGGAAAUAAACUGGAAGAGCAGUGGAAGUUAGAAAAUAAGAGGAGUUCUGAACCAUCUAUCUCGAAAGUGAUGUGGAAAGCAUUUGGCUGGAAAUAUACUUUGGUAUGUGCUGUAGAUUUGAGUUUCAGAAUAUCGAAAACAAUUUUGGAACCCUAUGCACUCACAAAUCUUAUUUCGUACUUCAAAGCAGAACAAACGACAAUGACAAGAAAUGAUGCUUAUUUUUACGCUGUUAUGUUGAUAACUAUUCAGCAAAUAUACCGUAUUUAUUAUAGCAACUACGUUAUUUGGGUUCAGCAACUGGGUGUUGAGAUAAAAACUGCAUUCUCUUCAUUUUUAUACAGGAAAGCUUUGAAACUGACACCUUCAGCUGUAUCAGAAAUUUCUCUAGGCAAUAUUGUGACAUUAAUAACGAAAGAUGUACAAAUAUUGAGAGAAUCUAUGUGGACUAUAAAUGAUGUUGUUAUUGGAAUCGUCCAGAUAGUUGUAGUUUGCUAUUUGAUUUUCUCAAAGAUUGGAGUAGCUUCAUUUGUUGGAAUUGGAAUAUUAUUUUCUUCCUUACCCUUUCUAUUGUUACUUGGAAAAUGGAUCAACAACCUGAGAAUGGCAGCAUGUGCGAAAACUGAUGAGCGAUUGCAAGUGACCCAGGAAACGUUGUCAACAAUCAGAAUAAUCAAAAUGUACACGUGGGAAAAAUUCUUCGGGGAGAGAAUCAAUACCGCCAGGAAUAAAGAAGCCCGUAGGAUGCUUCGAGCAUUAUUCUUGAGAACAGUCUUGAUUUUAGUGGGUAUCUUUUUUUCCAACUUGGGAUUUUACACACUGAUAAUAGCAUUUGCUUGGAUGGGGUGUUCAUCAGACGCCACUAUCGUCUUUUAUCUCCUAACAAACUUCAAUGAACUCAAAGAGACCAUUGGUAUCUCUAUACCCUGGAGUAUAGGCAAGUGUGCAGAACUGACGUCUGCAAUGGCGAGAAUAAAAAAAGUAAUCACUGCUGAAGAACUACAACCUACUAAUACACCAAAUACUUCGGUGAAUAAUCCAAUGGUCGAAGUAAAAGAAGUUACGGUUCAUAUAGGAUCUACUGAAAUACUGACUGAUUUGUGUCUGAAGGUGGAUUCGGGGCUCAUAAUUGUGACUGGCUCAGUGGGGUCAGGAAAAAGUUCUCUUUUGAAAACAAUUUUGCAGGAUUAUCCUGUGUCGAAAGGAAGGGUUACAUCUUUUGGUACUAUUUCGUACGCUUCCCAAGAUCCUUGGCUUUUUCCAUCUUCUAUUAGACAGAACAUUACAUUUGGUGGAGAUUUUGAUGAAAAACGAUAUCGAGAAGUUAUAAGGGUUUGUGCUCUUCAAUAUGAUUUCAAUCUUCUAGAAAAUGCUGAUGAAACCAUAGUUACCGAUAGGGGAAUGAAUCUUAGUAAAGGACAACAAGCGAGAAUAAAUUUAGCAAGAGCAAUCUACAAGGAAAGUGAUAUUUACCUAUUAGAUGAUUCUUUAAGUGCUCUAGAUGCUCAUGUCCAAGAUCACAUCUUCAAGGAAUGUGUGAAAAGUUACCUGAAAGAUAAAAUUGUUAUUCUAGUUAGCCAAACAGCUAACCAUAUUGACGAAGCAGAUAGUGUUGUGAUAAUGGAUAAAGGUCGAAUUAUCGAUUUUGGAAAACCGAGUGGGAAAAUACUGCAAGAAGUGAAAGAAAUUGUUCCUGAUGAUGAUGAUCUCGAGAAAGAAGUCAUUGAUGAUGAAGACAACAUUGAAACGGAUGAAAAUACAAAACUUUUGGAAACCGAACAAAUUUCAACCAGGAAGAGGAUAUACAAGGAAGUUAAGAAAGAAGGCAGUGUUUCUCUGGGUGUUUAUAAAAAAUAUGUCAUAUUCGGUGGAGGAUUUCUCUUACUCUUCGUGAACAUAGCUUUCGCAACUUCUGCACAAUUCACACAAAGUUACUCGGAUAAACUAUUGAGUCGAUGGGUUGAUGAAAAGCAAACUGUUCUCAACUUGGAACAGAACCUUGAAGGAUAUGAAGCAACUCGCCAGUCUAUGAAUUCGACAUUGAGCAAUAACCUGUACAAUAUCUCUGCAUUUCUGGAAGCUAAGACUAAGGAACAAAAAACUUUUGAAGUUUACUCAAUAAUGAUUUUCUCUGCUACUUUGACGGCACUGAUAACGUCUUAUGCAAAUUUCGAUUUUUGUAGGAGAGCAUCCAUAAAUAUUCAUAAGGCAUUGGUUGGUAGUAUUAUCAGAGCUGUUAUGUCUUUCUUCGAUACACACUAUAUUGGCAAUGUUUUGAAUCGAUUUUCUGCAGAUUUAGCACUGAUUGAUGAAAAUGUUCCUUUCAUCUCCCGAGACUGUCUAAGGACUAUAUUUUCUAUAAUUGGUCAUUUGAGUCUCUUGCUCUCUGUAGAUAUACAAUUACUGGUGUAUAUUUUGUUCGUUUUCACUUUAUUAUUGAUCCUCAGGAGAUUUUGUAUACCUGCUGCUAGAAGCUUGAAACGACUGGAGGCAUCGAGUCGAAGUCCUAUGAUCGGGCAUCUCAAUGCUUCACUAGAAGGUUUGACAACAAUCAGAGCUUACAAGGCAGAAGCAAUCCUUAUAGAUGAAUUCGAUCGACAUCAAGAUUUAUAUACAUCUGCGCAUUUCACUUCAUUGUGUUCAAUGAGAGGAUUUAUCUUUUUCAUGGAAAUUAUAGGUUCUACUAUGGUGACAGCAGUUAUUAUAAAGUUUCUUUUCUUUGCUACAGAUGUUAGCGCUGGCGAUGUGGGGCUUGCCUUAACGCAAGUGGCGAUGCUUGGUGGUUCUGUUCAAUGGGGACUUCGACAAUGGACAGAAUUAGAAACCCAGUUAACUUCUUUGGAACGAGUUUUGGAAUAUACUGAAAUUACUCCUGAGAAAGAAGGGGGAGAAGUACUAGAUGAUUGGCCAAGUAAAGGAAGUGUUGAAUAUGAGGAUGUUUCACUCGCUUAUAAUAAUGAAACAGUUCUUAAAAAUUUAUCUUUCGAAGUGGAACCAAAACAGAGAGUGGGCAUAGUUGGACGAACUGGAGCAGGAAAAUCUUCAUUGAUAUCUUCAAUUUUCAGAUUGUAUGAUGUUCAGGGAAAAAUAAAAAUAGAUGGCGUCAACAUCAGAAAUUUGUCACUGAAAUUCCUCAGGAAAAAGCUUGCUAUAAUACCACAAGAUCCAGUACUCUUCUCUGGUACAGCGCGUACAAAUCUUGAUCCAUUCAGAGAAUUUGAAGAUAGAGAUCUUUGGUCUGUUUUGGAGAAAGUGAAUUUGAAAAAAUCCAUAUCUGACCUGGAUUUAGUCAUAAGCAAUGCAUCAAACUUCAGUUCUGGACAGAAACAGCUAUUCUGUUUGGCUAGAGCUCUUCUCCGGCAAACCAAAAUCCUCAUUUUGGAUGAGGCAACUGCAAACAUGGAUCAUGAAACGGAUAUCAUGCUGCACAAAAUAAUAAAUCAACAUUUUCCAAAUUGCACAAUGUUCAUCAUUGCACAUAGGUUGCAUACUAUUCUGGAAUGUGACAAAGUGAUGGUUCUGGACAGAGGUGCUAUUGUAGAAUUCAACGAACCAUUGAAAUUACUGGAAAAUGAGAAUGGACUCUUCUAUAAAAUGGUAAAACAGGCGGGACUACUGAAUCAUUUAGAUUACCAGAAAUAAAUAGUUUUCCAAAUCUUUGUUCCAAUCACGAGAAUUUAUAUUUCUGAACGUAAAAAAUCACAAUGAGUUUUUAUUGAUUUUUGUUUUUCCCUUUAGAACUCUCCAAUAAAUGAAAAUUGAAAAAAA